UUUUACUAACCCAAAGUCCAAUCACAUUUGGGUCAUUGGACUAUUCAAUUGCAAUUGAAACCCAACACAAAGUCCAAAACACUCAUAAAGUCUAAACAUUUGAAUAAGUGAUUCUUUUCACUCGUAAGAAGCCAAAAUUCGCCAUGAGAGAAGAACAAGUCUCUGAUUGCGGAUCGAUUACUCUUGAAGAAUGGAAUGGUUCUUCUUCCACUAAGCUAUUCAAAACAGCAACCAUCACUGCCUCCUCUUCUCUCUCUAUCCAAAGGUUCUUCUUUAUUCCUCUUUGAAAUCAAUCCAAAUCUGAUAGUUUCAGUGGAUUCACAACAAAAUUGAGAAACUUUCUUGGGUUUUCGUCUCCUGUGAGUGAUUCAUAGGUCUGCUAAUCGCUUUAAUCAUGUGUGGAGACGAGUUCUUCAAGCAUUUGUACCAGAGGGCUUUCCUGGCAGUGUAACUCCAGAUUAUGUAGGGUUUCAGUUAUGGGACACAUUACAGGGCCUCUCAACUUAUACAAAGAUGAUGCUUUCCACUCAGGCUCUUUUGAGUGCAAUUGGCGUUGGUGAGAAAUCCGCAACUGUUAUAGGUGCUACAUUUCAGUGGUUUCUGAGGGAUUUUACUGGGAUGCUUGGAGGUAUAUUGUUCACAUUUUAUCAGGGUUCCAACCUGGAUAGCAAUGCAAAAAUGUGGCGCCUAGUUGCUGACCUUAUGAAUGAUAUUGGAAUGCUAAUGGACCUUCUUUCUCCUUUGUUUCCAUCUGCCUUUAUCGUUGUGGUUUGCUUAGGGAGCCUAUCAAGAUCAUUUACUGGUGUUGCAAGUGGAGCAACCAGAGCAGCUCUAACACAGCACUUUGCUCUUCAAGACAAUGCAGCGGAUAUAUCUGCUAAGGAAGGAAGCCAAGAGACUAUGGCAACUAUGAUGGGUAUGUCAUUGGGAAUGUUGCUAGCUCGGUUUACCUCUGGAAACCCUAUGGCUAUUUGGCUUUCGUUUCUCUCUCUCACCGUGUUUCAUAUGUAUGCAAACUAUAGAGCUGUCCGGUGUCUUGUAUUGAAUUCAUUAAACUUUGAGAGGAGUUCAAUUCUUCUAACACAUUUCAUUCAAACUGGCCAAGUUCUCUCUCCCGAACAGGUUUCUUCAAUGGAGGGUGUAUUGCCCUUGUGGGCCACUUCAUUGAGGUCAACGAAUUCAAAGCCAUUGCAUAAGAGAGUGCAGUUAGGUGUGAGAGUUUCCUCUCUCCCUCGUCUAGAUAUGUUGCAGCUGCUAAAUGGUGUUGGAGCUUCUUCAUACAAGAAUGCUAAGUAUUUAUUGGCUCACAUAAAGGGAAAUGUUAGUGUGAUCUUGCACAAAGAUUCAAAACCUGCAGAUGUGUUGAAAUCAUAUAUUCAUGCCAUUGUUUUGGCAAACCUUAUGGAAAAGAGCACAUCUUUUUAUUCAGAAGGAGAAGCUUGGAUUGAUAAACACUAUGACGAAUUGCUCCACAAGCUGAGAUCAGGAGGUUGGAAAACAGAGCGUCUUCUUUCGCCUUCCAUUACUUGGAGAGCUAAUUGGAUAUCUCACACUUCCGCUGCUAAGUUCGACUGAGCUUUAUCGCCUUUCAAGAUCAAAAUAGUUUGUUAACUCGUUGCAAACAUACAAAAAUAUGUUAGUUCUAAGUCAUGUAAAACAUGUAACCGAUACCGGUUUAACCGUAAAAUGUCGGUUUAACAUUGUAUAACGUUUGUUAUUAAUGGAAAAUUAAAGAAUUAUAAUAA
Molecule: messenger RNA, 1745 nt
Organism: Arabidopsis thaliana (thale cress)
Lineage: Eukaryota; Viridiplantae; Streptophyta; Magnoliopsida; Brassicales; Brassicaceae
Gene: RUS3
Product: root UVB sensitive protein (Protein of unknown function, DUF647)
Exons: 14
Coding region: 514-1575 (353 amino acids)
Cellular component (GO): membrane
Source: RefSeq, marked reviewed